This is a messenger RNA of Cornus florida, 2202 nucleotides long. Its product is annotated as 4-coumarate--CoA ligase 2. The coding region runs from base 222 to 1967 and encodes 581 amino acids. Gene Ontology annotation, molecular function: 4-coumarate-CoA ligase activity. The record is from RefSeq and is a predicted model, not a curated record. The transcript is spliced from 6 exons. Lineage: Eukaryota; Viridiplantae; Streptophyta; Magnoliopsida; Cornales; Cornaceae.
UUUAACCUCUCUCUCAACCUUCACUCUUUUCCUACCUACCCCUCUCUAUCUCUAUCUUGUAUUUAUUAAUUCCACUUCCCAUUCUCUCCCUCUAGAUUCUCUCUCUCUCUCUCUCUCUCUCUCUCUAUAGCUGUGUAAUAAUACCUUCCUUCUCCACCAUCCACUUCCAUGUACAUCUUGUGAUACACAGCAGAUCAAAACUAAGUCCUUAAUUAACAACAAUGAUAUCUGUUGCAGCUUCUCUUGAUCAAUCCCAAAAGCCCAAUUCAGAGCUCUCUCCUACCAAUAAUAUUGUCUCUGAUCAUCAUGAAUCAUCUCAUCAUAUUUUCAGAUCAAAACUACCGAAAAUACCCAUCUCCAAUCACCUCCCUCUCCACACUUACUGUUUUGAGCAUCUCUCUCAAUUCUCUGACAGGACAUGUCUCAUACCUGGCUCCUCCAAUGCCAAGACCUACUCUUUCGCCGAAACCCAUCUCCUGUCCCGGAAAGUCGCCGCCGGUUUGGCCAGUCUCGGCAUCAGAAAGGGCGAUGUGAUCAUGCUUCUCCUCCAAAACUGUGCCGAGUUCGUCUUCGCCUUCAUGGGUGCUUCCAUGAUCGGUGCAGUCACCACCACUGUCAACCCUUUCUACACCACAUCCGAAAUUUUCAAGCAAUUCAGUGCCUCCAACGCCAAACUCGUCAUAACCCAAUCACAAUACGUUGAUAAGCUUCGCGCCAAUACUUCGGCCACCGCCGAAGAGAAUUAUCCGAAGCUGGGGGAAGAUUUCAAGGUGAUCACCGUCGAUGAACCCCCGGAGAACUGCCUUCAUUUCUCGGUCCUUUCUGAGGCCAACGAAGGCGAUGUCCCAACGGUUUCGAUCAAGCCAGACGAUCCCGUAGCCCUGCCAUUUUCAUCUGGGACUACAGGGUUGCCAAAGGGUGUGAUCUUGACUCACAAGAGCUUGAUAACAAGUGUGGCUCAACAGGUUGAUGGAGAAAACCCUAACUUGUACUUGAAGUCAGAGGAUGUGGUUUUGUGCGUCCUCCCACUGUUUCAUAUCUAUUCAUUGAAUUCCGUGCUGUUGUGCUCGCUAAGAGCCGGUGCUGGGGUGUUGCUGAUGAGGAAGUUUGAGAUUGGGGCAUUGUUGGAGCUGAUUCAGAGACACCGGGUGUCGGUGGCCGCUGUUGUGCCGCCGCUGGUUCUGGCAUUGGCGAAGAAUCCGGUGGUGGCAAGCUUCGACCUGAGCUCAAUUCGAAUGGUGUUGUCCGGGGCCGCCCCGCUAGGAAAGGAGCUGGAGGAGGCUCUCCGAAGAAGAGUCCCUCAGGCCACUUUUGGUCAGGGUUACGGGAUGACGGAGGCGGGACCGGUGUUAUCAAUGUCCCUAGCAUUUGCGAAGCAGCCGUUCUUGACAAAGUCCGGCUCAUGUGGCACCGUGGUCAGGAAUGCUGAGCUCAAGGUCAUCGACCCUGAAACAAGUUGUCUCCUUGACUACAACCAACCGGGCGAGAUUUGCAUCCGUGGACCGCAAAUUAUGAAAGGGUACUUGAAUGAUGAUGAGGCAACGGCUAGAACAAUUGAUGUAGAUGGUUGGCUCCACACCGGUGACAUUGGCUAUGUAGAUGACAAUGAAGAGGUUUUUAUUGUUGACAGAGUGAAGGAACUCAUCAAAUUCAAAGGCUUCCAGGUGCCACCAGCUGAACUCGAGUCCCUUCUUAUAAGCCACCCAUCCAUUGCAGAUGCAGCUGUUGUCCCGCAAAAAGAUGAUGCUGCUGGAGAACUUCCUGUUGCAUUUGUGGUUAGGUCUAAUGGGUUUGAACUGACAGAAGAGGCUGUUAAAGAAUUCAUAGCAAAACAGGUGGUGUUUUACAAGAAGCUGCACAAGGUAUACUUCGUUCAUGCCAUUCCAAAGUCUCCUUCUGGGAAGAUCUUGAGAAAAGAUCUCAGAGCCAAGUUAGCCACAGCCUCCACAAUGCCACCAAACUCUUGAUUAUUUACCUUUUCUACGUGAAAGCAUUCAAAAAACCCCUAUUUGUUGGACUUUAUGGCAUAGGAUACCCCACCAAAAAAUAAAUGUAGCAUAAAACCUCUAUUGGAAGUUUGGUAAGCCAUGGUAAUGUGUGUAAACCUACUUUUAUGUUUUUUCUUUUUUCAUUGUUGGAUAAAUGUAAUGUUUAUGUCUGUUUAGUCAAAAUUUAUUGUAAUAAAAGAUGUCAAUUCUUUUA